AUGGGGGUUAAGCAGACAGUGGGUAAAGGAUGUCGUGCCGGUUUGGGGUUAAGAAAGAAUUUACAAGGAAUUAACCGUCCUCUGACUCCAAUAAAGAAUGAAGAAAGGUUUGGUUUGGGGUACAAGCCUACCAAAGAAGAGAGAAGGAAAUUGGCAGCUCGAAAGAAGGUUAAAAAGAUGGCUCAACUUGAGGGAAAGAAAGAAGAAUUUGGGAAACAGACAAUUUCGCACUUAUAUGAGACUUUUCGCUCUGCAGGUUUCAUUCACCCCGAAGCACCAACAAAGGUCAAUCAGGUUCUACGGAUGUUUGAUGAGCUAUCAAUCCAUAUGAUCAAAGAUGAAAAACCUAACGAAAAGAUCCCUGUGGUGUAUCCAAUACUGCUAGGAGAUGAGCUAAGCGAUUGGACAGCCACAGAAUUGGCCAUCAUCUUUAAGUCUUUGGAAAUGUCUUUAAAUGAUGAACACGAAGACAAUCUAAACAACAAUUCGAAUAUCGAUUUUGAGAUGAUUCCGAACGUUGAUGAAUUGAAAAAUGAAGAGGAGGUGGAUGACUAUGGCUUACCCCCUAAUUUGUCGAGAAUGUUGAAAUUGGAGGAAAGGGAGAUUUUACCUCAUCAGGAACUCACAGAAAUGAUUAACCUCGAAAAUGGGGAAGAAAAGAAAGAGGUAAAGAUUGACACAUUGCUGUCAUCUAAUGAACGACAGAAGCUAGAAAAACUGCUCUGCGAAUAUGUGGAUGUGUUUGCUUGGUCAUAUCAGGACAUGCCAGGUCUUAAUACUGACAUUGUCGUCCACAAGUUGCCUUUGAGAUCAGACUGGAAGCCUAUUAAACAGAAAUUGAGAAGAAUGAAGCCAGAAAUGUUGCUGAAGAUUAAAGAAGAAGUAAAGAAGCAAUUUGACGCUGGUUUCUUGGAGAUGGCCAAGUAUCCUGAAUGGGUAGCUAAUAUAGUCCCGGUUCCUAAGAAGGAUGGAAAAUUACAAUCAGAUCAAGAUGGCACCCGAAGAUAUGGAAAAAAUGACGUUCGUAACCAUGUGGGGAAUGUUUUGUUACAAAGUAUGCCAUUUGGAUUGAAGAAUGCUGGUGCCACCUACCAAAGGGCAAUGGUAGCUUUGUUUCACGAUAUGAUGCAUAAAGAGAUAAAGGUAUAUGUGGAUGACAUGAUUGCAAAAUCUCAUACUGUCAAUCUCAAGAAGCUGUUCGAGAGAUUGCGAAAGUUUCAGCUCAAGUUGAAUCCUGCAAAAUGCACUUUUGGUGUAACUUAUGAGAAAUUGUUGGGGUUCAUACUCACCUGUAAAUGUGAUCCAUUCUUCAAGCUGCUUCGAAAACGAGACCCAGGAGAGUGGAAUGAAGAAUGUCAAAUAGCCUUUGAUAAAAUCAAAGAAUAUCUCAAAAAUCCACCGGUGUUGGUGCCACCGACGGUUGAAAAACCUCUUAUUUUGUAUUUGACUGUGAACAAGAAUUCUAUGAGAUGUGUACUGGGACAACAUGAUGGAACUGGGAAGAAAGAACAGGCCAUAUAUUACUUAAGCAAGAAAUUCAUGGAGUAUGAGUCCAAAUACUCUACGCUCGAAAAGAUGUGUUGUGCGUUAGCAUGGAUUGCCCAGAGGCUCCGACAAUAUAUGUUGUAUCACACAACAUGGUUGGUGGCGAAAUUAGAGCCCAUCAAGUAUAUUUUUGAAAAACCCUUUCUGUCUGGAAGAAUAGCUCGAUGGCAAGUGCUAUUGUCUGAGUAUGAUAUUGUGUAUCUGUCCCAAAAAUCAAUUAAAGGGAGCGCCAUCGCUGAUUUCCUCGCAGAUCGAGCUAAUGAGGAUUAUGAAUCUGUAAGUUUCGAUUUUCGAGAUGAAGAUUUGAUGGUCGUCUUGCACAUAGAAAAAAAAGGUCCCAACGAACUUAAUCCAUGGAAGAUGUAUUUUGAUGGAGCAGCCAAUGCUCUAGGGCAUGAAAUUGGGGCAGUGUUGAUUUCUCCAAAUGGAAAGUACUAUCCAGCCACAACGAGAUUGAAUUUCAAUUGUACUAAUAAUAUAGCAGAGUAUGAGGCAUUGGUAAUGGGAUUACAAGCAGCAAUCAAGAUGAGGGUCGGCGCGAUAGAGGUUUACGAAGAUUCAGCUUUGGUGAUAUGUCAAAUGAGAGAAAAUCAUAUUGUUGAUGCUUUGGCCACUUUCGCAGCAAUGUUCAAAAUAAAAGAAGUGGCUGAUGUACGCCUUUUUGAUUUAGAAGUCCGUGAAAUCUCCGCACACUACUUGAAUGUCGAGGAAGAGGUUGAUGGUAAGCCGUGGUAUCAUGAUAUCAUGCAAUACAUCAAGCACCAGGCAUAUCUUGAGAAUGCCACGGACAAUGACAAACGAACUCUUAAAAGACUAGCAAUGGGUUUCUUCCUUAGCGGAGAAGUACUAUACAAAAGAAGUCAGGAUCAAGUACUUUUGAGAUGUGUGGAUGCUACUGAGGCCAACAAAAUAAUGGAAGAAGUUCACAAAGGAACUUGUGGAGCUCACGCUAAUGGACAUAUGUUGGUCAGACAAAUUAUGAGAGCUGGAUAUUAUUGGUUGACAUUGGAAUCAGAUUGCAUAAACUUCGUUCGAAGGUGCCACAAGUGUCAGAUUUAUGCAGAUAGGAUCCAUGCUCCAUCAGCCCCAUUGCACAUUUUCACGGCGCAUUGGCCAUUUUCAAUGUGGGGAAUGGAUGUGAUUGGGCUUAUUACACCAAAAGCCUCAAAUGGAUAUUGA
Messenger RNA from Theobroma cacao (cacao), 2724 nucleotides. The record is from RefSeq and is a predicted model, not a curated record. Lineage: Eukaryota; Viridiplantae; Streptophyta; Magnoliopsida; Malvales; Malvaceae.